AGUGUAUAUGCAACACCCUUGCGUUAUUCUAACCGCUUUGGAAGUAUUGGGGUACAAAGUAGUAGCUUCGUCGUCGACCAGCGUGAAACAAGACUACAACGAGUACAUGUGGACUAUGCGAAAGGAGUUCUCAGAGCCAGAGCCCGUUAUAUCUCCUACAACAGAAACAAUCGACCACAAGGUUACUCUUUCCGAAGAAGGGGUUUAAAAUAUGGAAAUCCCGGCUAGUUUGCUUGUGUCAAGCGGUACGUACGCCUAUGUGGCAGUAAAAGCCUCUCUCCACUCUGCCGACAGUGCCGUUUUUGGUCUCAGUGAUGUGGAAAUCAAGGCGUUAGUGAAGAGAUUUCCCAACUCUAAGAAAGAAGUUAUAAAUGGAGUUUUGCUGAAAGCCCCUCCUAUUGAGGUCGUCAAUGCUCUCAGUCAGCUAGGUUAUCGUGUUGUGGCCACUACUGGAGAAGCAGAGGUUGUUUGGACCAUGCAGCGAGAUAUCUAAGAGUGAAUCUGAAAAUUCGGUGAUGUUCAUGAAGAUAAAAUUAUUUAGUCAGUAGUGCUACUGGAUGAUUCAUUUUAUUAUCAUGCUGAGAAAAAAUCUAAAUUUUAUAUUUUCUA
This is a messenger RNA of Leptinotarsa decemlineata (Colorado potato beetle), 609 nucleotides long. RefSeq lists its product as uncharacterized. Gene Ontology annotation, biological process: negative regulation of biosynthetic process. NCBI's taxonomy places the organism in Eukaryota, Metazoa, Arthropoda, Insecta, Coleoptera, Chrysomelidae. The record is from RefSeq and is a predicted model, not a curated record.